CCUUGGAAACAUGGCCUCGCACUGACAGCCGUUAUCUGUUCCAGGCAGUGACACAGCGGCUGGGCCGGUACUGGAGAUACUUACAAAGAGAUUUUAACCGUCAAAUGACAUCACUGAAGAUGUAGCGUCCCCUCCGACAGGAUUGUCGCGUAGACAGCGCAGGGUAAUAACGGGUUUAGUGCGAGUGUCACGCCCACUGUGAUCGGUUACGUUGAAGCGAUACCGAACGGUAAGUUAGCUUUGCUUAAGCUAACAAGGCAAGAGAACCAUUGCUAUUCGUUCACUGGCCGGCUGUGGUCUGUUAGUGUGCAUCCUAGCUCCACAGUCUGUCCCUGUCAGACCCCAUUGUUGGACAAGACCGCGGCUGCAGUUGUGUUCAUAGUAGGUCGUCAGUCGGUUGUCUGGGGCGUUUCUGUCAUUCUGUCACUGAAUUUUUAAUGUUCGACCCUUUUGGCAUCACUGUCGGAGGGGAGAGCUAUGGGCUCCGGGGCUGUGGAUUCAUCCCAGUGGCUUUCGGUAAAGGAGGAGACUAUAUUUCUCCACGACGGACUAAUUCGGGUCACGGAUCUGGCCGAGCUGCCCAGUGAAAUUGGAGUGUCGGAACAGGGGGAUACCGAGCAGGAGAUCCUUACUUUUGAGACGAAGAACCCCGCUGAGCUUGCUGAGCGUCUCCGUGCCGUCUGUGGAAAUCAAAGCAAUGCGUAUGCUCGUCUGCUGGAGUACCGGCUCAAUGCUCUGCGUGGCCUGUGGGCUGCGCAGCGGCAGCUGGCCCUGGAGGUGCAGCAGGAGCGAGAGGGACCUGGAGGCGCUGACGAGGAGACCUUAGCCUUACUCAAAAGACAAGGUCUGCUCCAGCAGCCUGAGCAGGCCCCUUUUACAUCCCGUGUCGCCCUGCUGCUGGUCUUCCCCCUUUUGCAGUCCCAAACCCGCAGUGACCCAGCACUGUGCGGCGUCACUGCAGAAGUUCUGCUAGCCUGCCUCCGGGACUGCCAGCCACUCAGCCUCAGCAAAGAGCCCGCUGACUGUCUCAAUGGCCUGGAGGGUCUGCUGUGCUCCUGGCUGGAGGACGGUUCUCAGGAGUCCGGACAACCUCAUGUGCAAACUCAAUCCCACAUUCUACACACACACAGACAGCGGGAAAAUGCUGCAGCUGCUUUAGUAGCACUUGCAUGUGCCAGGGGUUCCUUGAAGACAUUCAUCCACACAGUUCACCUGCUGCAAAAACAGACUCAUCUGGGCCAGCUUCCUGUUUCAGACGUUCUUUACAGACUUUUGCUCCUUGAAGGAGGCCCGGGCUCUCCAUCUUGCUUAUUAGGGGGCAAACACAGUGUGUCCUGGGGUUUUGAGGACAUGCUGCCCACGCCUGAUAAUUCUGCAGGAGGAUCAGAAAGUAAAGACACAGAUCUAGGGCGCUGUCUAGCCACAGAUGGACUAUAUCUGUACACCAGUAAUUCCUCUGGGAGAGGACUCAGCAAACUUGGCUCUGGUUUACACGGGACUCUGAGGGGUUUUGUGUAUUGUCGAAAUGAGGAGCUGGAGCCUGGCUGGGUAGUUUUCAGCAGCGGUCGCCUCCUCCACCGUCCUUCUUCCUUUGAUGCCAAGCCUCAUCAGCUGUGCCAGGUCAUUGACCCCUUCACUCUCCAGGUGUGCCAGAUUGUGCCCAUGCCAGCUCAUCACUUCCCUGUGGGCAGCAGCAUGACCACGCUGCACCUCUGCUCAGAUGGAACCUAUCUAUACUGGGUCUGGUCCCCAGCCAGUCUCAAUGAGAAGACACAGAAAGGCCACUCUGUCUUCAUGGAUGUUUUUCUCCUGUCGACUCAGAUGGGGCUGUGCGUUGCCGACAUCUUGCAGGAACGGGUUAUUCUCGCUCGCAAAGAGGGCGAGUCUUCCAAGUGCUUGAAUGAGCUUCUCUUGAGUCGAAUGUCACGCUUCCGAGCCUCCCACUCUGCCACGUUAGCCGCUCUCACGGGCUCUGCCAUCACCAACACUGUAAAAGAGGAACAGUCGGCUGUCAACACUAGCUGUGGACUUCCUCUGAAGACCCUCAGAAAGACCCCGAUGUAUGUAUGUGGAACUUAUCUGGUGAUGCUGGUCUCACCUCCCGGUGUUUCUGGGAGCUCUGCCACACGCUCCCUGUUUGGAGGUACCAGCAGCCUGUCCUCACUUAAAAUUUUAGCUUCCAGCCUGGUCUUUAACUUGGCCGACGGUCAGUUCAGCAGCCGUGCUGACCUCAUCGAUGCUCCUGGCAGUUCUCUUGGCAGGGGGGCUCAGGUAGCAGGACUAGGAGCGUGUUAUGACGCACUGAACAACUUGAUCUGGACCUGCUCCAGUGAUUACAUAGACCAGUGGUGUAAUCCUGGAAACCAGGCCUUUCAUCAUGUGUGCCAUAGGCUCGGGGUUAGCCACGUCAUCAAGGAGCCCAAAGAGGAAACGGUGGCCACUGGGGAGGUGAUCAACCAGCUGCUUCAUCAUGUAGGUGCAAUGUGCAUCCACCAGCUCAACCUGCUGGCAGCCAGCAGCAACAGCUUGCCCCUAGAAGCGCUGCUGGGCAAACAGCAUCCCAUCGAGGCCCGCCACUUCAGCAGCAUCUGUGACAUCAUGGAAAAGGCCAUGGUGAAUGGGGAUACCUGCAUCAUCCGCUGCAUCCUGGUGGUGUUCCAGGUGGUGUUCAGGUUUUUCACUCCUCAGUCAGAGCAGGACAGAGAGAGCAUCCGCCGUUCCAGUUUACUCCUGUGGCAGCUGCUCAUGGCUCCAUCAGAUCAGAUCGAAACAGAGAUUCAGAGGGAAGUGUGCCUGGCCAUCAGCUCUGGCCUGCACACCUUAUAUCACGGGGAGGCAGAACUCAACAAACUGCUGAAACUGGUUCUAACUGAAGGGGAAAGAAGUGGUGGCCUGUCCCAACUCCGGGAUGUCAUCCUUACUAACUUAGCAGAACAACUACAGAAGAAUCGAUUUGGGAAUGAAGAAGAUGAUCACUACAGACUGAAUGAUGAGCUGCUACACUUUGUCCUGAAGACUGUUGUCCGAGAAUCCUGUCUCCUCAUCACCAAAUGUCAAACUGUUGCCAGAGAUGACUUCCAGAAGCUGCUCUCCACUGUCCCAGUGGUCUCACCUAGCCUGCGCUACCUCAUGGCUGUUCAAAACCACCUCCUCAGCAACACCAUCCUGAUUCGCCCGGACGAUGGCGACGACAGUGACUGCUCCCUACAGGGGGAAACAAUAAAGGUACAGGAGCUGCAGAACAGCAUCUUGUCACUAGCAACCAAAAUCCUGGUGGGGUGUGAUGAAGUCCUGGAGACCCUGCAGCAGGUGACGACGGCUCUGAUCAACAGUGACAUCACAGACAGAGAGACUAGGUUGAAGGGCUUGGAGCAGGUUACCAAAGCAACAAUGCUUGGUCAUCUGCUGCCUGUGCUACUCACCUCACUGAUGCACCCCACCUUACAAACCCUGAUGCUUGCUGAUGCCCUCAUGCCUCAGCUGGUGCAGCUGGUGCUCUACACCAGCCAGACUGCCUUGUUACUUAAGACCCAGUGUCCCCUCUUCACUGAAGAGCCCCCACCUGCAAGCAGCUCUCUGGGGCAGGUAUCUAAAGCAUGUGCAGCUGAUGACAAAAUCCUGGAUGAGCGUGAGGAGCCAGGCUUCCUGACAGGACUGAAGAUCCCUGCUCCGUGGGCUGCUGGGAAAACGGUGGAGACGAUGCACCCUGUGAGGGAUAAUUACAAGUUUAAGGAGACGGUGCACAUCCCAGGAGCCCGCUGCCUUUACCUUCGCUUUGAUCCUCGCUGCUCCUCACAGUAUGACUAUGAUAAGUUGGUCAUCUACGCUGGUCCCAACACCAAUAGUCGUAAAGUGGCCGAGUAUGGAGGAAACACUCUGGGUUAUGGCAGUCGCAGCGUUUUAGGAACAGGAUGGCCUAAAGACCUUGUUAAGGUUGAAGGAGACACUGUCACGUUUUCUUUUGAGAUGAGAAGCGGGCGUGAGCACAACACUCCUGAUAAAGCCAUGUGGGGGUUUUCCUGCACUGUCAGAGCUCAGGAGUCCUCCGAGGACGUCUCUGGAGGGCUUCCAUUUCUCGCUGACCUUGCACUGGGUCUGUCAGUGCUGGCCUGCUCAAUGCUUCGCAUUUUGUAUAAUGGGCCAGAGGUAACAAGAGAGGAGGACGCCUGCCAUGAUUUACUCUGCUCAAAGCUGCUGCAAAGGUGUCAGUGGCAGGUAGAAGCAAAUGGUGCUAUUUCUCCCGCUCUCACACCGAGCCCCUCACCACUGCCACUCACGAUUGAGGAAGACCGGGAGUUUAUCUAUCCCUCUGAUGUCCUUAUUCCUCCUCCGGGCCUCAUGCCCGGGACCUACUUUGAUUUGCCUCGGAUUCGUCUUCCACCUGGGAUCAUGAGUAAGCUGAGAGAAGUGUCUGGAAGAGCUCGCCCACAGUUCCGCCCCAGCAUCAAGGAAGUGAUCCGGCCAGAUGUACUGGAAGAGGUUAUAGUAUCCUGUGUCAUCAAGCACCUCAGCCUGGUGGAUGCUCUUCAGUCCCUUGUCAACUAUCAAUAUCGUGAAGAUCAUGCAGAGGAGUACGACCUGGUCUGUAAGAUCAUGGCUGAGACCUUUAAGAAGAUCAAUGCAAUGGAGCGCCAGCUGCAGAGUGUAGCAGAAUUGGAACAGAAGUGGCAGAAUGAGGUAGAGGAGGCCCAGCAAGGAAAACUGGAGAACAACACUCCCUUUUUUCAUGACUAUCACUUUUUUGAGAACAAACUGAAGGAACUGGAAUUACUCUGCUCACUGAAGGAAGUCCCUUUAGAUUUUAGUGACGUGGAAAACGUCGUCCUUGCAUUGAGGCAAAAGUUCUUUCAGGAGGUGAACUCCACAUUCAGCAGAAGCAACGUCCCACUGGCUAAAACCAAAACUCUGGUCAAAAGUCUGAUGAACCGCUCGGAGCUCCUUCUACACGUCACCAUCGCUCCACACUGUAGAAGCCUAACCUCGACACCGGCUGGCACACCUGGUCCAGCCUCCAAGUCCGUGUCAGAAGCCAAAACAACGAUCCCCUUGGUCAAGCAGCCGGUCUUUUUGCGCAGCAUGUCCGCACCUUCUGACUUGGAGAUGAUCGCUAACCAAGAUCUAGAGUUUGCACACGCUCCCCAAAGAAGGCGACACCACCCGUCCAGUCACCGCAGCAGCUCGUUUACCCUGCUGCAGUCUCUGGCUGUAGAGGACAGCCGAGACAAGCCGACAUACAGCGUGCUGCUGGGACAGCUCUUUGCCUUUAUCGGGACUACACCUGAUCAGGCUGUGUCCAGCAGCAGCUUCCUGUCAGCCGCACAGACGCGUUGGAGACGCGGCAGCACGCGGAAACAGGCCCUCAUUCACAUGAGGGAACUACUAACUGCUGCUGUUAGAGUGGGCGGAGUAACUCACCUGGUUGGGCCUGUCACUAUGGUGCUGCAGGGUGGUCCAAGGAUUGAGGAGCUGACCUGUGGUGGGAUGGUGGAGCAGGUGCAGGAAGCCUUUGGAGAGACCAUGACCUCUGUCGUGUCACUAUGUGCUCGCUACCCAAUCGCUUGUGCCAACAGCAUUGGCCUGCUUUGCACAAUCCCCUACACCAGGAGCGAGGAGCAGUGCCUUGUUCGGAGUGGCCUUGUCCAGCUGAUGGAUAGGCUGUGCAGCUUAAGUGGUCAGAGGGACUGCAGCUCAAGUGAGAAGCAAACCAAAAAGCAGAAGGUGGCUACAAUGGCUUGGGCUGCUUUUCAGGUGCUGGCUAACCGCUGCAUCGAGUGGGAGAAAGUGGAAGGUGGCUCCACAGAUGCAGUUCACUCUGGUUUGGCGAGGCAGGUUUCCAGCCUGCUGACCAAUCACUUGGCCAGAGCAACAGAGUGCUGUGGGAAUCAGGCGGCCGGUAAUGAUGCAUUACAGGAUGUGUUGAGUCUCCUCAAUGAUCUCUCCAGGAGUCACAUAGGGAAAGCCAUCCUGAGCCAGCCUGCUUGUGUUUCCAAGCUUUUGUCUCUCCUGCUCGACCAGAGACCCUCUCCAAAACUAGUACUUAUCAUUCUGCAGCUCUGCCGAGCUGCCUUGCCUCUCAUGAGUGUGGAGGAUUGUGGGAAUGUUGCUUUGCCUUCGUGGAGUUACUCCAUUAACACGCUAGAUGCUGAGCAGCAGGAUGCCAGCGACCCAGCCUCGCGUAUUGCUGCCUUGCUGCUAGCCAAACUGGCAGAUUAUGUUGUACCAGGGUGUCAGACCCUUCUUUCCCCCAGCUCCUCAGAGCCAGACACCAGUUUGUCCCGUGCCAGCUCCAAAGGAGCUCUGAAGUCGGAGGAUGUGGGGGAGGAGGUAGAAGCAGUUGAUGGCAAGCUGUCCAUUUUUAUCCACAAAAGGGAGGAUCAGUCAUCUCAUGAGGUUUUGCAACCACUUCUCAGCAGCUCUGAGGGGCGGCCCUUUCGACUUGGCACUGGAGCAAACAUGGAGAAGGUAGUGAAGAUGGACAGAGAUAUGACAAAGAGUGGAAGUUGUGAGGUGAUCACAGAAGAAGCAUCUGCUGCCUUGAGGAAAGCUAACAAGUGGGCUCAGUCCGGUCUGAUAGUGAGCGUCGGUCCACCUGUGGAGGCUUUGGCUCAGGAGACUGCAGGCGGCAUCGCAACGGGUGACAAGAAGAAAACGGCUCAGACGGCUGUUUGCCGGGACAGGAACGCUGAACUGGCCAGGUCGGAUCCAGUGCGGCCGUUUAUCAGCGGCCAUGUUGCCAACAGCAUGGCUGCUGAGGUUAUUGCCUUGCUGCAUAGUCUGCUCACGGCCCCAGAAUCCAACACCGCUCAGAUCUGGACAAGCACAGUGGAAAAAGUGCUUUCCAGGGCACUGAUGUUCAUCCCUCAGCUAGGGAAGUAUGCUGAGAGCAUUUUGGAGAACGGCAGCAGCAGUGGCAGGAAACUGGCUAAAUUGCAGGCUAUCGGCAGACAGGCUGUUGCAGCGCUUUGUGCACUUGGAGGCUUCAAAGAAACUAUUAAGAUUGGUUCUGAAGUCCAGGUGGUAGGUAAAGGCGUGCUGGGCAGCGUGGGCAUAGUUAUGUCCAUAAAUGAGCAGGAGGGCAUCGCUGUAGUCAAGUUUCCUUCCUGUGAGUACAGGAGAGCUUGCAAAGCCUCAGAUGUUUUAACCGUGCCAAUAUCACGCCUCUGCACCCCGAGAUCUGAGGCUCUUCCCAUCUAUAAGCUGUCCAUAACAGAAAAGGUGGUCCAGGCAGUGCAGUCGAUGCUCCUGCCACAAGAGGGCAGUCUCUCCAUACACACAUCUCUACCAGCUACAGGAGAUGGCUCCAGUCCGGUGAUGGCUGCAGUCCGCUUGCUGGCUGAAAUCAGGACUAGGGCGUGUCUGGUGAUGGCACAGCUCCUGCAGGAUAGCUCCUUCUGUGAGGAGUUCAUUCAGCAGUGCCCAGCUGCUGUUGAGGUUCUUAACCUGGUGGCCCAGGAGUGCAGUCCUGGAGAGCGUCUUGUAAUGGUGGAGGCUCAGUGUGAGAGAGUGAGAAUGAUGUACCGGGACUGCGCUCGACCACCACCUCCUCCACUGCAGACAGAUCAACGACAGCCGAAGGAGAUCACUUGGUGUCCAUCCAGAGUGUUCCCUCCAGUUCGCGCGUGUCUCUUCUCAUCCCGUCUCACUUCUGUCACCUUCUUGGCGGAUCCAAGUGCUGGAGGAGGUCUGCCACGAGGGACUUUCAUUUAUGCCACCUCUCCUGUACCAGUUCAGGCGCCAUCCUUUUACUGGGAGAUAGAAGUUGUCUCCUAUGGAGACUCUGAGGAGGACAGUGGCCCGAUUGUGUCUUUUGGUUUUGCCACAGAGGCAGAGAAGAGAGACGGUGCAUGGACAAACCCGGUCGGCACAUGCCUGUUUCACAAUAAUGGUAGGGCAGUGCAUUAUAAUGGCUCCAGUUUGCUGCAGUGGAAAAGCGUCAGACUCGAUGUGGUUCUGCUCCCUGGUGAUGUGGCUGGAAUCGGCUGGGAGCGUUCUGAGGGCACUCCUCCACCCCCUGGGCAGCCCCCUAAGGGCAGGGUGUACUUCACUUACUGUGGCCAGCGGCUUAGCCCAGUUCUGGAGGACGUAGCAGGUGGAAUGUGGCCUCUUGUGCACAUUCAAAAGAAGAAUGCAAAGAUCCGUGCCAACUUUGGAAGUCGUCCCUUUGCGUUCGCAGAAGGCCAAGCUCACAGGAACGCCGCUGACUUGUGUAUAGAUCUUGCAGAAGAAAUUAGUGCAAACUUUGAAGCUCUUCCCUUUGCAAUGGCCUCAGACAGUGAUAAUGAUGCAGGUGCAAGCGUGACCUCAGACUCUGGCUCUCAUGGUCCACCUUGUCGGAUUGCAGCUGUGGCAGUUGCUCAGCAGCAGUACAACAGUGACCUGUCGUGCCACUACAAGGUGGAGCUCAGCUAUGAAAAUCUGGUCACCUCCGGUCCUGACCCACAUCCCCCGCCCAUCGCUGAUGAUGAGAGUGAUGAUGAGGAUGACGAUGAUGCCCCAAGGGAGGAUCACUAUGCUCUUCUGGUGAAAGCCUGGGAGACGAAGGUUUUCCCCACAAUUCGCAGGCGCUUCCGGAAUGAAGCGGAGAGGAAGUCUGGCUUGGACCAAAUAAAGGGAGCUCUACAGCUGGGUAUGGUUGACAUCGCAAGACAGACCGUGGAGUUUCUGUAUGAAGAGAAUGGUGGCAUUCCUCGAGAUCUCUACCUCCCUACUAUUGAGGACAUUAAGGACGAAGCCAACAAGUUCACCAUUGACAAAGUUCGCAAAGGGUUGACUGUGGUCAUACGCUGUCCUGACAGCAACAACACCAACAGCACUACCGGAGGAACGGCGCUGCCUAAGUUUGCAAUUCGUGGGAUGCUGAAAACCUUUGGUUUGCACGGGGUUGUGCUGGACGUGGACUCUGUGAAUGAGCUGGUGCAGGUGGAGACAUACCUACGCAGUGAGGGUGUACUUGUGAGAUACUGGUACCCCAUCGAGAUGCUCGAGCGUCCACCUGCUGGAUCUCGACGCACUGCGGCUAACGGCUUAGUUUCGCUGGACAGUAGCAACAUUCAGAUUCAUAGGGAACUCCUUCGUUGUGAAAGUGCUCUGGCUCGAUUGUACUGUCGAAUGGCCUUGCUCAACAUCUUUGCCCCCAAGAAUCCCCACACUUUCACUCGUCUCUUCCACAUACCUGCUAUCCGUGACAUCACCUUGGAACACCUGCAGCUUCUGUCUAAUCAACUGCUGGCUCCACCCCUCCCUGAUGGGACAAUUAGUUCCAGCUCUAUUCUCCUGGCUCAGUCACUGCUUCACAACCUUGAGGGCCAAAGCUGCUCUCCCACUGACCUGUUUUUCCAGGGCAACGCUCAGCCCACCCGGGAGUGGCUGACAGUGGCCAUCACUCGUGCCUUGCAUCAAGGAGAGGAAAGUUUGCUGGAGCUCACAAAGCAGAUCUGUUGCUUCCUACAGAAUGCACCUGAGCAGUUUACAUCUGAGGAGUUUCCUGUGACAGAGUCUAAAGUUAGCAUGGACGUCAGUUUUCCAGGAGCUGCGUUUGUGAUCGUCUCCUGCAAAGAAAGCCAGCUUGGCUGCCGCAAAGAUUCAAGCCUGUACAAGGCUCCCUGGGCUCGGGUCAUGGUGUAUGGCCUGGGACAGAAAGUGCAUAGAAAUGGCCAGCUGAAUCUGAUGGAGGCUGUUUGUUAUCCUCUUGAUGCCUCUCCUACCAACACAGGCCUUACUCCCCCUCCCACUACCAACCAGUACCCCUCAGUCAUCAUCCCCACUGAUAAGGUCCACAUCAGACUUGGUGUGUCGCCCCCUCCUGGUGCUGUAUUGGUGCUACACUCUCUACCGUUAGAGUUUCCUCUAGCGAUGGCGUUCGCUGAACAGUUGCUAACGUGGAAGCUUGGCGAGAGCGGCGAGCGAUCGGAGGAUGAGUUGGACACGGUGCCCUCAUCUGUGCUCCUGCAGGUGGUAGAGCUGCUAGGUGGUUUGCUUUGGACUACUGAUCUGGCUCCCUCUAUCAAAGAGCUCAUCUUUCACCUGUUGGCUGAACUUUUGAGAAAGAUCCAUCACUUGGAGCAACGCAAAAGUCCUGCUGGCCUCUCCAGCUCCAUCGCUCUGCUGCUCAACCCCUGCCUUGCGGUGCUCAUGGCCCUGCAAACAGAACUUCGAAAGCUUUAUGAUCGAGAAACUCAGGGAUGGGCUGCUGGAGGGCCCGGAUCGGGAGGGUCUUCCUCUGGGAACGUUGCGUUGGCGCUAGGGGCAGAGCAGAGCCGGUUCUCCACCUACUUUCAUGCUCUGAUGGAGGUGUGUCUGUCAGUGGCGGAGGUGACACUUCCUCUUAAUGUCAGCAACUCCUCAGUAGGGGCGCUCUCUUCUACCAGUGCUCCUAACCUCAGUGACUCCUCUUCAUCAUCGUCGUCGUCUCCAGGCCAGACACCGCAGAGCCCCAGCUUGCUAUCCAAACGUAAGAAGGUGAAGAUGAAGCGUGAGCGCGCAGCAGCAGUCUCUGGAAAACGGGGCAGUGGAGGCGCAAGGUUGUCAGAAAGUGAUAGUGCCCUCUUGAACAUGGCAGGAGGCAAACCAGAGGACAUGCUGUGGUUCCAUCGCUGCCUCACCCUCCUCAUGAUCCUACGACAUCUUGCCAAUAAGGAUCCACAGGGCCUCAGUGUGACAAGUGAUGCAGUGACGGAUGCUUGUCAGGCCCUGGUGGGCCCCACAGCUCACAGCCGCCUGCUGGUGCUCUCAGGGAUCCCAACACACCUCGAAGAGGCCGUGGUCCGAAACGCUAUCCGCAGGGCUUGCAAUGCACACGGAGGACUCUUCAAAGAUGAAGUCUUCAUCCCUUUACAGGAAGAGGACCCAAAGAAGAAAUUUGGCGCUGGGAUGACAAGUCCUCAGGAUGUCAAAGUAGCACCUGAACCUGAAAGGUCGUUCCCUAACAGUGGCGGCCCUGAGAGCCCUGACAGCUCAAGCAGCGUCACUCCAGCUCUGAGCGUGAGCGCUUCAGCUUCCACCAGCCAGACCUCCAUAUGCAGCUCCUCUCAGGGGGUGUCCCGCACCGCCAGCGAGCUUUCUGUGGAUCAGGUGCUUUUAGCUGUUCCACCUCUCAAUCCUGCUGCUGCCUCUGCUAUCACGUACCCCCAACAGGUCCCCCAAGACUCUCAGACAGUUUCUAGUCAGGAGAGUCUCGAUACCUCCCUGUGUAGCACAGGAAGUCUGGGGAGUCUUGGCAGCGUGGGGGAGCCUGUUGACAACGCAGAAACACCAUCUGUGUCUAACGGGGGCUCUAUGCAUACAGUGACCUCUUUUGAGAGCAACGCAAUCGCAUUAAGGCCCAUCAAAGGCUACGCUGUGAUUGAGGUCCGCUCUCGGGCCAAGGUGGAAAAGAUUCGUGCCAGUUUGUUCAACAGCAGCGAUCUGAUUGGCUUGUCCAGCCUGGAGGGUGAAGAGGAGCUGAUGGAGUUAACCAACGAGGAGAUCCUCACAGUUUCUAGUGUCAACCAAAGCCUGUUUGACACACAGGGGAGUUCUGCCUUAGAAGACUACUUCCUGGACAAGUCCAUCAAAGGUGACAAGCUUGUUCCAGGAGCCAGAGACGUUCUUACUGAUAUCUUUAAAAGCUGUGUGCACUCGGAGCAGAUGCUCAGCCUCACACCAGCCAAGCCUGUUAAAGUCUCUGACAUUUACCUCAGCAAGGAGCAGAUCAACUCUCAGACACCUGGAAACCUGCUACAUACUUUCUUCACCAAUGUUCGACCUCCAAAGAAAGUCCUGGAGGAUCAACUUACUCUGAUUUUAAGAAAGUAUGGAACUCCCAAACCUAACAAGAACAAGUACAGCAAAGCGGGAAAAGAACAGCAUCAAGGCAAGGUAGUGAGCACCAAGAGACCCAUUACCAAGCCCCUCUCCAAGGAAAAGUCUGUGCUCAACAGUGUCAGAACGGCACUAAGUGAGAAGAAGGCAGUCCUGAAACCCAAAUCUCCUGAGAAAUCCAGACCAGAUGAGAAGGAUGUAGAAAAAUCUCCUGCUAAAAAAAUGGAAGUCCCAGAAGAGAAGUACCUGACCCUGGAAGGUUUUCAUAAAUUUGCCGUUGAUCGUGCCAAGCAGGACAUCCGCAGCAUGUGGAGAGCGAUUCUGGCUUGUGGCUAUGAUCUCCACUUUGAAAGGUGCACUUGUAUAGACACUCGCCAUGCCCAGAAGGCCUGUAGAAAGUGGAGCUUGGACAUGGAUGUAGCUUUGGUGCAGUACAUCAACAGACUGUGUCGCCACCUGGCCAUCACGCCAGCCCGACUGCACCCCCAUGAGGUGUACCUGGACCCCAGUGAUGCUGCUGAUCCUCGUGUUGCCUGCCUGCUCAAUGUUCCUGUAGAGAGCUUGCGACUGCGCUUCGCCUUGUUGCAGUCCCUCAACAACACCCUGGAGAGUUUCUUCCUGCCCCUUGUGGAGCUGAGACGGACUCAUACGUAUCAGAACAGUAUUGCAGCACUGCUGUGUGAAGCGAAAGGUCUAAUCUUCUACGACACCAAGGUGACCGUAAUGAACAGAGUACUGAACGCCACGGUGCAGCGAACAGCUGACCAUGCUGCUCCAGAGAUUACACUGGACCCUUUAGAGAUUGUUGGAGGUGAAAUCCGAUCAUCAGAGAACACGUAUUUCUGUCAGGCUGCACGCCAGCUGUCCUGUGUGCCGUCAUCCCAGCUGUGUGUGAAACUGGCCAGCGGCGGAGACCCAACGUAUGCCUUCAACAUCCGCUUCACUGGAGAAGAAGUCCACGGCACAAGUGGAUCGUUUCGACACUUCCUGUGGCAGGUGUGUAAGGAGUUACAGAGCUCUGCACUGUCCCUGCUGCUUCCGUGUCCCAGUGCUGCAGCCAACCGUAACAAGGGGAAAUGCAUCCUGACUCCCAGUCCGAUCAGCUAUGCAGAAGAGCAGCUGUUGCACUUCUUUGGCCAGCUUCUAGGCAUAGCCAUCCGUGCCGAUGUCCCGCUUCCUUUGGACCUCCUGGGCUGUUUUUGGAAGGGCCUUGUUGGCGAGCCUCUUGACCCGGAGCAGGACUUGCAGGAAGCCGACAUGCUCACCUACAACUAUGUCAAGAAGUUUGAAAAUGUGACUGAUGAGAGUGAGCUGGAGGCCCUGUGUGCUGAAAUCUCCUCCCAGCACCACUCAGGAGAAAGCCCGGACUCUCCCAGCCGACCGUGCUGCACCUUUACCUACGUCACUAUGACGGGCGAAGAGGUGGAGCUGUGUCAGGGUGGACGCAGCUUUGCUGUCAGUUGGGAGAACAAGGACGUGUAUGCUCGGGCGGUGAGAAGCCUUCGCCUGAGGGAGUUGGAGAACGUGGAGUGUAUGACGGCAGUACGCGCUGGGCUCAGUGCCAUCAUUCCCCUGCAGCUUCUUACUAUGCUCAGUCCUCUGGAGAUUGAGCUGCGCACAUGUGGCUUGCCUUACAUCAACUUGGAGUUCCUCAAGGCUCACACUAUGUAUCAAGUGGGUCUAAUGGAGACUGACCAGCACAUUGAGUUCUUCUGGACCGCCCUGGAGAUGUUCACUCAGGAAGAACUCUGCAAGUUCAUCAAGUUUGCAUGCAACCAAGAGCGCAUCCCGUUCACCUGCCCGUGUAAAGACGGAGGGCCAGAUACCGCCCACGUGCCCCCGUACCCCAUGAAGAUCGCCCCUCCCGACGGAGCUGCAGGCCAGCCUGACUCCCGCUACAUCCGCGUGGAGACAUGUAUGUUCAUGGUCAAACUUCCUCAGUACAGCUCCCUGGACGUGAUGCUGGAGAAGCUGCGCUACGCUAUCCACUACCGCGAGGACCCUCUGAGCGGCUAGGAAGACCCAACAUUCCCACACAUCCUCAACAACUGUCCCUUAUAUUUGAUUUUAUUCCUAAAACCCUCUGGACUCUCCUCUGCUGCACAAACAAGACAGAGUUUUUACAGUGUUUGGCAUUACAUGCUUUAUCAACCUCUUUAUUUUUAUUGAAUUUGAUCCAGAUUUUGCUUUUCGAUAUUUCAGGGAAUGUGAUCUGAACCUGCACUCACCCUGGUUGCACUGAUUGAGGAAGGCAUUGAAGUAAAAGAGCUGUGAUAGUUUUCGUUCUUGUUCCUUUUUCCCUGCCUUGUUUUUAAGUUGAAUAAGGUUGAGUCUGCUUAACCUGACGACUUCAGAUCAGCACUUUACCGCUGUGUAUUUAUUUGCUGAAAUAGCUUACUUAUUCUCUGAGAUGCUGGAGUUGACCCUGCCUUAAAGGCAACUGUCAAACAUGUCUGCUCCUGAUGCUUAACCGAGCCUCUUCCCUCCGGAUCCCUCUUUAACGGCCGAUGCUCAGAGGCAUGCCUUUGCUGUCUGAGCCUCUGUUAGGAGGAUUCAGCUGGUUGUGUGUGAUGAUGAUGAUGAUGAUGUGAACCAAAAAGGAACAUCUGACAUUUUUAGAAGGUACGACCUGAAAAAGAGGAUUUCUGUUGAUGCCUUGGUUCUGACAACAUCAGCUGAUGUAGAAGCAGGUGUGAUCAGGAUGACUCCUAUGUUUUACUGCCUGUUUGAUGAAAACAUGACCUGCUGAAGGACACUUCUAAUUCAUGCCAAUGUAAACCCAGUAAAUGGUGAUUGAAGUCAUGUGAUCCUUAAUCAGGAUCAGUCUACACUGGAGGAACGAGCAGCUGGAUUUCUUGAGUUUUGCCUUUUCAUAGAUUUUCUUUGUCAAAAUGAAGUUUUUCCCAUUUUCUUUCUCUCAUAACCAAAUGUUUAGCGGUGUAAAAACAUAUGAGCUAGAAAAUGUAAAUAGACUGAGGUAAUGUUUGACAGAAGCCUUUUUUUCCUCUUCACCUCCAUAUAUUAGUUUUGGUUUGCACUACUCUUCCAAAAGAACAAAAGAUUCUGAGAUGAACAAACUAGAAGAUGUCUGUUGGAUAUCCAGUUUGUUGUGUUGCUACUUUUUAUGAAUUUUAAAGAAAAAAACAAUCUUGGUCAUUAUUUGUCUCGUACUCAGAUGGUUUCAGUUUCUUCUGCACAUGGUGAAACACGUUUUCUUGUGUGAGUAAAAUCUCCAUUUUACUUCAACAGAACCGACAGCUGAACCGGACCGCUUUAAAGCGGAUCAGUUUAGCUUCUUCUGAAGGAUGGUUUAACCGCUGCUAACAGGGUUGCUCUCUCUCUUUGACCUGCUCCUCUAUGAGCGAGGUUACACAAGGUUAUAAAAGGACAUAUCCAUACAAUGAGGUGUUGCGAUUAAACGUGUGCUGUACAUUUACUUGAUAUUUAUUACAAUUAUUUAUGGUUGCAUUAACUUAACUUUUACUGUCUUACCUCUGCACAUGAGAAACGUAACAUAUCUAAAAUGGAUUCUACAGAUGUAAAGAAUUGAAUGGCAUUUGAGAUUUCUGUGUCAUAAUAAAGAAAUGUCUUCAUGUA
This is a messenger RNA of Nothobranchius furzeri (turquoise killifish), 15396 nucleotides long. Its product is annotated as probable E3 ubiquitin-protein ligase HECTD4. Gene Ontology annotation, biological process: glucose homeostasis. The record is from RefSeq and is a predicted model, not a curated record. Gene Ontology annotation, molecular function: ubiquitin-protein transferase activity. NCBI's taxonomy places the organism in Eukaryota, Metazoa, Chordata, Actinopteri, Cyprinodontiformes, Nothobranchiidae.